Molecule: messenger RNA, 419 nt
Organism: Ambispora leptoticha
Lineage: Eukaryota; Fungi; Glomeromycota; Glomeromycetes; Archaeosporales; Ambisporaceae
Source: the annotation of a GenBank genome assembly
GAACUCCCACCACUGAACUCCAAACCAACCUCCUUUUUGAAAUAACCAAAAAAAUCAACUCUUACUACUCCGAAGAAACCAAACAAAACUCCACCACCUUCUCCCUCUUUGGCUUCGUCAGUGAAAUCCAAGAAAAGAAAUUUAAAGAGGGCAAAAGAAGGGGUCAACCUUACCUCCUCCUAAAAAUGGGAGAACCUAAAAAAGAACUAAUCCAAGCCCGAAAGGAAGACCUCCCCCCUGAAAAACUUCUACCCUCAAAAGAAAUAAGUCCAAUAAGUAUUCAUACUUAUGUUUUGAACUUUAAAAGUUCGAACAAAGCCCAACAGGGUAGGAGAUUUGGCUGGUUGGUUGACUGUGAAAUAGCACUUAAUCCUAUUAAGGCUAAUGCCAGUCUCACCCUGCCUAAUAUCCCUUCCCCC